Pochonia chlamydosporia 170 is the source of this 1650-nucleotide messenger RNA. RefSeq names its product sugar porter (SP) family MFS transporter. Gene Ontology annotation, cellular component: membrane. Gene Ontology annotation, biological process: transmembrane transport; carbohydrate transport. The record is from RefSeq and is a predicted model, not a curated record. Gene Ontology annotation, molecular function: carbohydrate:proton symporter activity. The transcript is spliced from 3 exons. Bases 1 to 1650 code for a protein of 549 amino acids. Lineage: Eukaryota; Fungi; Ascomycota; Sordariomycetes; Hypocreales; Clavicipitaceae.
AUGGUUGUUGGCAACAUUUAUGUGAUUGCUGCAGUGGCAGUCGUGGGCGGUGGCCUUUUCGGUUUUGACAUUUCGUCUCUGUCCGCCCAGCUUGGAGAGCAGUCUUACCUCUGUUACUUCAACCAAGGUCCUCAUGGUCCUCCUUUCACCCAGGAGAAAUGUUCCGGUCCUCAUGAGUUGGUUCAGGGAGGUAUCACAGCCUCCAUGGCUGCAGGCUCUUGGCUGGGAGCUCUCAUCUCUGGCCCUCUCUCUGAUCGCCUAGGCCGUAAAUACUCCAUCAUGGUUGGAUGUAUCAUUUGGGUCGUUGGCUCUAUACUUUGCUGCGCUGCACAGAAUAUCGGCAUGCUCAUUGUUGGACGUAUCAUCAAUGGUCUCUGUGUUGGUAUCGAGUCAGCUCAGGUUCCCGUCUACAUUGCUGAAAUUUCCCCACCAUCCAAACGUGGCCGCUUUAUCGGCAUGCAACAGUGGGCUAUUACAUGGGGUAUUCUCAUCAUGUAUUACAUUUCAUACGGCACGUCGUUUAUCGGGGAGCAAAACUUUAUUGGCUGGAAGGCUGAGUCUUUCAGAAUUCCGUGGGGCUUGCAGAUGAUUCCUGCCGUCUUCCUCUUCUUUAUGAUGAUGAUUUUGCCCGAGUCCCCCCGUUGGUUGGCCCGCAAGGACCGCUGGGAGGAUUGCCGAGCCGUAUUGGCCCUUGUGCAUGGAAAGGGUGAUGCCGACCACCCCUUCGUUGCUAUGGAACUCCAGGAUAUUAAGGAUAUGUGCGAGUUCGAGCGUCGCCACUCCAACGUCACUUACUUGGAUCUAUUCAAGCCUGACAUGAUCAACCGAACGCUUAUUGGCCUCUUCACACAAAUUUGGUCGCAGCUGACUGGCAUGAACGUCAUGAUGUACUACAUUGCAAAUGUCUUCACCAUGGCUGGGUAUGAGGGAAAUUCCAACCUCCUAGCCUCGUCUAUUAGCUACGUCAUUAACGUCUUCAUGACCAUCCCGGCUCUCCUUUGGGUUGACCGCUGGGGCCGUCGUCCUACUCUUUUAGUCGGUUCCGUUCUCAUGGCCACCUGGAUGUAUGCCAAUGCUGGUAUCCUGGCCUCGUAUGCGGAAAUUAUUCCCGGAGGCAUUAAUAAUGUCGCAGCUCAGUCUAUGAAACUCACUGGUGCCCCUGCCAAGGGUCUUAUUGCCUGCACCUAUCUUUUCGUCGCCUCAUUUGCUCCCACCUGGGGCCCUGUCUCUUGGAUCUACCCACCGGAGUUAUACCCCCUGCGUCUUCGUGGUAAGGGUGUAGCUAUGUCGACAUCUGGAAACUGGGCCUUUAACACUGCGCUUGGUCUCUUCGUCCCACCGGCUCUUGCAAAUAUUAAGUGGAAGACGUAUCUUAUCUUCGCCAUCUUUAAUACGGUUGCGUUCUUCCACGUCCUUUUCCUUUUCCCCGAGACUGCUGGAAAGACUUUGGAAGAAACCGAGGCCAUGUUCGAAGACCCCAACGGUAUCAAGUACCUCGGCACACCUGCUUGGAAGACAAAGGUCGUGACCAAGUUGACUGACCGAGCUGAGCAUGGCGAGGUUGAUGCCAAGCGUGCUGCCGAGUAUAAGCUGUCUGAUGCUCACGAGCACGAUGUUGAGAAGGCUGCUACGCCUCCCCCCACCUCCUAA